Rotaria sordida is the source of this 549-nucleotide messenger RNA. The record is from the annotation of a GenBank genome assembly. NCBI's taxonomy places the organism in Eukaryota, Metazoa, Rotifera, Eurotatoria, Philodinida, Philodinidae.
AUGCUCAAGUUCGCAGUAACUUUGUGUAUUUUGGUUGGAAUAUUAUUAAUUUCCAAUACAAAUGGUUUCUUUCUUUCAGCAAAAGAAAAAUGUGAAGUAUCAAUUUUCAAAGGUGGUAAAGAUUUUGGUGGUGAAAAAAUUAUGGCACAUAAAUUAUUUGUACCAUCUUUAAAAUCAAUUGGUUCUGUUGCUAAAGCUUGUAAAGUACAAGUUCAUGUUACUGAUUCAUUUAAACGAUUAAAAACUCCAAAUGAUUUUACAUUAACAUCAGAAAUGCCAUUGAUUGUUGGACAUGGAAUUCGUUUUGAUUUAAAAGAUCAAAAAGGUGGAACUUUAUGUAAUCCUUUAUGUAUGAAAUCACGUUCAUGGAGAACACUUAAUGAUGCUAAUUGUUUUAUUAAUGGUGUUCAAAAGAAAGGAAUUAAAUUUACAGAACCAAAUCUUUUAGAUGAUGGUCAAGUAGCUAAAUUAAGUUCAGUAGAUGCUGAAAAACUUAAAGUACAAGUACAAAAAGUAUGUGCACCAAAAACCAAAGCACCUAAAGGUUAA